Porites lobata is the source of this 2900-nucleotide messenger RNA. The record is from the annotation of a GenBank genome assembly. NCBI's taxonomy places the organism in Eukaryota, Metazoa, Cnidaria, Anthozoa, Scleractinia, Poritidae.
AUGUACUUACGACCCGCGCAGCUGCCGAAGGGUGAGAAAGUUCUCCGAAUAAUAGACUUUGUAGACAAUAUCAUUCCCCGGGAAGACGAGCGAACAAUUUCAGAUGGGGGACAUACAAAAUUAAUUGUGUCGUACGGCCCAAAGAAACCUAAGCUAGAACAGGUCACGUUCUCUCAGUGGGUGAUAGCUAAUACUCGAUUUUUUUAUAACUUAAUGAUAAGUAGGAAGUUGAAUUCGCUAGAGGACAUCAUAAAUUAUCCUGCUUACACAGUUAAAGUCAUGGAAUUAUCUAAUCGCUUUCAAUGGCCUUCUGUCCUUAAGUAUGAUGAUGAGUUUCGCUUAUUGCAGGCCACCUAUGGCUAUCCUCGGAGUUUCGAUUGCAACCAUUUACACACAGUUACCCUGCUAGCAGAGUCGCUUCGAUAUUUCCUAGAUAAGUCGGGAAAGAGGAAGCGACUCUGCCGACACCUUCAAGUUCCUUUAUCCAGCUUUUUGGAUGAGUCAGACAAGUUUUAUACUGGAUAAACCAGUUUUAUCUGUGCACGCACGCAUAUUCUGGAAUUUUGCUGACUCUUUCUGCCCCCACGCUAAAUAAAAAAACAAAUAGCUGCCGCUUCAAUUUCAUGCGGGAAUUUUGAGAAAAUUAUACAUUGAACGUUCAGUUUUAGAAAAUUGGAAAAUAUACCCAGAUUCGAGAUGGAUUUUGUUUGGGAUUUAACCAUGUACUUAGCCGAUUUUAUUGCGUGAACGGAUUCACAAUCCAGUAUUGUGUUACGCGAAGUUUUUGGAAGGAUAAACAAAUAUAUAAGAAACAAUAUCUAUGCUUAUUCUUCUGUGUUUGCGAUAACAUUAAUUCAAAAUAAGAUCAUGAGGCUACAGAAUCCAUGUAACUUGUUGCAUUUAAAUGAUCGAUGCUUUUACAGCUGUUUGUGGAUAACAACACCAGACUUGCGAUACCAAAAACGUCUUUGGAUUUUGCGUUUUCCUAGGACGUCAAUCAAAAUGUGAAGAAGCGGCGCUUUCUUCCCUCUCUCGCAUUUUAUACAUGUUAGCGAACCUCUUAGGAAACAAAAGGUUGUCGUUCGUGAUUUCUGAUAGGUGGAUUUCGAUCCGUUUUGUGUGUUUCUGUGUUUCAAGGUUAGAUGCUUUGUUUUUGAAAAGCACCGUAAGUUUUACCUUAGCUCUAAGAUUUUUUUAUCUUCUUUACACUGAAACAUGGCAAGUUUAGAUUCCAAAGGUGAAAUUGUUCCUAUACUAGAGCUUCCAAAUCCAGAGGAAACACAGCUACGGAAGGGUGAAAACGAACCGGUACGUUGCCGCUGACAUUUACAUUUGCUGACAAACACAGUGGAUGCUACGGUAACGGUUUGAUUGACGUCGCAGAAAAAUUUGAAUUUGGAGCAUGUUCAGUAUGAAUUGUUGAGGAUGUCGGCAGAGGUUCCUUCCUCUUCCCGACUUAUCUAGGAAGAUCGAAGGAGACUCUGUUCGCAGGGUAACACAGUUCUCCUACAGCCCAUUCCCAAAACCCCUACCCCUACCCGCUCGACAAGUCGAGUCCCUGGCCCAAGCACUCAGUUCGCUGUGACAACUAGCGAGGGGCGUACCAUUUGCCGUAGCUACAACUUCCCUCGGGGUUGCUCCUUUCCCAACUGCGUUUACGAACACGCUUGUAACCGACGCGUUCAGAGGGGUAGGACGUGCGGCCAAAGCCACCCAGGUCGUAGCCAUGCUAAUUCUCUCAAUACCCCACUGCCGGGAACGAGGGCCACCCCCCAGUGACUACCCCUGACAAAUUCGCUCCUUAAUCAGAGUUUAUGGUUAUCCGAAUUAGAGGGGGACGCAGAUAGUGCAUUUUUGAGCGAUGGCGUAUUAUUUGGUUUUAAGUUAACAGGCGUUGACACCACGUUUAAAGAAGUAGACAUGCCGAAUUAUAAAUCGGCCACUAACUCUGCUGUGAGGGACACAGCAGAGGAAACGAUUCGCGAUGAGAUCAGACAGGGAAACUAUGUUUUCUCGGCAACUAAACCGACGGUCGUAAGCGCCUUAGGAGCUAUUCAAAAGAGUCCCCCCCCCCCGGGUUCCCAAGCCGAAUUCGAUCUUUCACCGGUUGACACAGGCUGGGCACAUGAUGUUAAGCGCGGCUAUCAUGAAAUCAUAGUCUAUUUAAACAAGAACGAGAAGUCCGAAAACUACAGCAAAGCUGAUUUAAAACAACGCGUAUUGUUUUUUAUUACAAUAUUUCGGCUGGCCAUACCAGCCUUCUUCAGGUUUACAGAUGUUUCUGAACUUAUGUAGCAAUCACAAUAUUAUAUAGAUGGAGAAUGUCGCAAUAAAAGGGAGAGGCGGAAAUGACGUACAGCAUAAAAACUGGAAAGGAUAAAUACUAAGGAUAUGGAUUACAAUAAUUCGUCACGGCGGUUUUUGUAAUCCAUCCUUAGUAUUUAUCCUUUCCAGUUUUUGCGCUGUACGUCAUUUCCGCCUCUCCCUUUUAUUGCGACAUUCUCCAUCUAUAUAAUAUUCAGAUUGCUACAUAAGUUCAGUAACAUCUGUAAACCUCAAGAGGGUUGGUAUGGCCAGCCGAAAUAUUGUUAUAAAAAAACAAUACACGUUGUUUUAAAUCAGCUUUGCUGUAGUCUUCGGACUUCUCGUUCUUGUUUCUUUAUAUUUUGGCUGAUUUGAUCUCUUUUCUAGAGAUCCAACGUUUACAACUAGCAGGAACUUCGUCCACGGUUUUUGCAGUUAAUUUAAUAGUCUAUUUAGAUGAUUUUCUUGUUAUCGGAAGCACUUACCGCGAUUGCAACGAAAAAUAUGACGCACUUUUGGUGCUACUUCAGGAUUUGGGUUUCUCAAUAAGCUGGCGGAAGCUCGUUCCACCAACGCAAUGUCUCACGUUCUGGUAG